AACAAGUUUUAAAUUUGUUUAAAUAAACUUCUAAAUGUCUUCAUGGCAAUAAAUUCAAAUAAACAAAUAAAUAAUAAUCGUUAAAUUUGGAAAACAAUAAUGAAGUGCUGUACAAACAUUUAACGAGAAAUUAAUACAACAAAAAAAUAAUGUUUAAAUUUAAAUCAGUUAAUUCAGGCAGCCCACAUUUAUCAUCUUCAUAUACAUUGCUGGGAGCAGCAGCAACAUCUUCAUCAUCAUCAUCAUUAUCGGUGCCAUUGUCGCCUUCAUCACCAGCGACGACGACUAUGACAUGUUGUUCAUGGCGUCCUUUAUAUAAAAAUAUUUUAUGUUUAAUAAUCGGUUUAAUAAUUGGCAUACGCUUUACUGACAUUUGGUUUAAUAUACAAAAUGAAACAUUAACAACCAUUUGGCCACCGACAGCAGCGACAACAACAACGACAACAACAUUUUCAUCAUUCUCUUCUUCAUCAUUAGAGAAUGACAAUUUAUUUAAUAGGACAAGAGUCCUCUGUUGGAUUUUGACAAAUCCAACCAACCAUUUAACCAAAGCCAUACACAUUCGUCAUACCUGGGGAAGACGUUGUAAUAAAUUGCUGUUCAUGAGCACCGAAGAGGAUGAAGUUUUAACCACAGUUAAAUUGGAUGUUGAGGAAGGUCGUGAACAUUUAUGGAAUAAAACCAGGCUGGCCUUAAAAUAUAUUUAUGAUCAUCAUAUCGAUGAGGCAGAAUGGUUUUUAAAAGCUGAUGAUGACACUUAUGUCAUCAUGGACAAUUUGCGAUAUUUUCUAUAUCAGUAUCCCCCAGAAGCUUCCAUAUAUUUUGGUGCAAAAUUUAAACGAUUUGUAAAACAGGGUUACAUGUCUGGCGGUGCUGGUUAUGUUCUUAGCAAAGAAGCACUUAAGAAAUUCGGUUCUGAAGCUUUUGAUGACCCCGACAAAUGUUCCGAAUCCUAUCAGGCAGAAGACGUGCAAUUGGGCAUGUGUUUGGAAAAUAUUGGUGUAAUUGCCGGUGAUUCCAGAGACGAAGAAGGUAAUGAACGUUUUUUGCCACUGCCAAUAGAAUAUCUAAUACCGGAAGAUAAGACAUGGUGGUAUAAAAACUAUUCAUAUUAUCCACAAAAAGAAAAUACCUCCUGCUGUUCGUCUAGUGCCAUAUCAUUUCAUUAUAUUGUGCCGGAACAAUUUUAUGUGCUAGACUAUUUUCUAUACACUUUAAGAAUUUUUGGUAUUUUUAACAAUUUUAGUUUACCUAAAAAAAUCACUGUAUCUGAUAUAAUGUCUAAGGAGUUACAAAAUUUUGAACCCAUACCAGAACCUCCGGUUGAUGUGAGUUGAUGUUUUCUGUUUUGGUUUCUUAAAAAGCU
Calliphora vicina (urban bluebottle blowfly) is the source of this 1366-nucleotide messenger RNA. Its product is annotated as glycoprotein-N-acetylgalactosamine 3-beta-galactosyltransferase 1-like. NCBI's taxonomy places the organism in Eukaryota, Metazoa, Arthropoda, Insecta, Diptera, Calliphoridae. Gene Ontology annotation, molecular function: N-acetylgalactosaminide beta-1,3-galactosyltransferase activity. The coding region runs from base 150 to 1337 and encodes 395 amino acids. Gene Ontology annotation, cellular component: membrane. The record is from RefSeq and is a predicted model, not a curated record. The transcript has 4 exons.